Prorocentrum cordatum is the source of this 1788-nucleotide messenger RNA. The record is from the annotation of a GenBank genome assembly. Lineage: Eukaryota; Dinophyceae; Prorocentrales; Prorocentraceae.
AUGGCACGCAGCGCGUCCGUUCUCUGCGUGUGUGCCUUCACCCGAUUUCUCUCGCGCGCCCGCUGCUUCUCCGAGGAUGAGUUCAUCCCAGUGGCCACGACAAGACCAGAGACCAUCCUGGGCGACUCGGCGGUGUGCGUGCACCCAGAGGACCCGCGCUACCGGCACCUCGUCGGGAAGAAGGUGCUCGUGCCCCUGCAGGGACGCGCCGUGCCCGUGAUCGCCGACGAGUACGUGGACCGCGAGUUCGGCACCGGGGCCCUCAAGAUCACCCCAGCGCACGGCCGGGUGCCUGCCUCGCUCUGCGGGCUCAUCCCACGCAUCGUCUGCUCCUUCACGGCCAUCGGGGUCGUCGCGGACCCCGCGCGCCCGGAGCUGGGCAAGUUCCUGCGCGCCACCCGGGCCUUCCGCGUCGGAGACCUCGCCUUGAAGGAGGCACCGCUGCUGCGCCUGAAGGGCGGCGCGCGCAGGCUGGCCGGCCUCGACCCCGCGGCCACCGCGGCGCCGCUGCGUGCCGCCGGGCUCUUCUUGCCCGACUGGGCCAGCCCAGGCUCUGGUGCAGCGCCGCCAGGCGGCAGCCGGGCCGCCCAGGUGCUCCUCAGGGCGUCGCGCAACGAGGUGCCCGACCUGGCCUUCGUCCGGGCCGUGCUGCUCUUCAACUCCUUCGGCGCCGGGACAGCAGGGCAGGACCAGGUCGUGUUCCGCACGCUCGCCAGGGCGAACCACAGCUGCUUGCCGACGUGCAUCGUGGACGGGGACGAGGGCACACUGCGGCUGGUCCGCGACGUGGCCGCGGGCGACGAGCUCACGGUGUCGUACCUCGACGAUGCGACGUUGAUGUGGCCGCGAGAUCGCAGGCGCGAGGAACUGAUCGACCGCUACGACUUCCUCUGCCGCUGCGGCCGCUGCGAGGCGCCAGAGGACGACGUGCGCCGAUUCCGCUGCUGCGCCGCGGAGGGCUGCGGCGGCGAUCUGCUGGUAGUGCACGGCGGGCCCCCAGCCCUGCGGUGCGCCCGCUGCGCAGCCGGGUCGCCCGACGAGCUAUCGCGCGCCCUGCUGGCCGACGAGGCGGCGGCGGCGGCAUGCCUGGAGAAGGCCAAGAGGGGAGACCUCGAGGAAGAGGAGGAGGGCCAGGAGCUGAUCAAGUGCGCGAGAUUUGCUUCCAGGCACCCCGCGCACGCCCUGGCCAUCGAGUUGGGGCACGACUUCGCCUUCCCGGACGCGGUCCCUGCAAAGCGCGCCGUGCUGGAGGGCCUUCGGCUGAUUUUCGGGGACGCCCCCUGCCAGCUGGCAGUGGACGCGGGCCGGGACCUCGCGCAGGCGCUGGAGGCCCGGUCGGAUCGCGAGGGUGCCCGGGAGUGCCUGCGCCGUGCCGCCGAGGUCGCGGGGCUGCUGGACGGCGGCGCGGCGGCCACGCCCCCGCCGCGGAGGGCGCCGGCGGUGGCGAAGCCCGGGGCGGCAGGGGGCCGAGCCGCGCCCAGCCUGGAGCUGGACCAGGGCCUCGCCUUCGGCGUCGACGUCGCCCCGCCGCGGCGCUCCGGCGCCGCGACCCGCGCGGUCAUCGGCCUGGACGGCAGCAUGACCGCACAGGUGGCCGAACUGGGCUCUCCGCAGUACGAGGGUCUGGACCGCGAGGAGUGCAGGCGGAAGCUGUGGGCCGACCUGGAGCAGGCGGGCGUCGCCCUCAAGAAGGAGGAGACCACCAGCAACGGGUGCCUCUGUCGCAGCGCAGCGGCGAGGUCAUCGAGCCGAUGCUGUCGGACCAGUGGUUCGCGAGGACGGAGGUGA